Messenger RNA from Varanus komodoensis (Komodo dragon), 4616 nucleotides. RefSeq names its product transmembrane protein 100-like. The transcript has a single exon. Lineage: Eukaryota; Metazoa; Chordata; Lepidosauria; Squamata; Varanidae. Gene Ontology annotation, biological process: cellular response to BMP stimulus. The record is from RefSeq and is a predicted model, not a curated record. The coding region runs from base 1 to 372 and encodes 123 amino acids.
AUGAUGGGCUGCAAGUCCAACUCUCUCACUUGCCUGCAAGGAGGGAAGCCGGGGCUGCCAGUGGCGGCUUCCACGGACUCCACCGCCACGCUGAACAAGCUCGCCCUGGCCACCGGAGGGACGGAGAAGUCCUGGUACCGCUGCAUUUUCCCCUUCGGCAUCGUCUCUCUGGUCAUCGGCAUCGCGGCCACCUGCAUCACCUUCACCAUCAAUGGGCCGAAGAUGGACAUUGCCAAGGUGGUCUCCAUGGCCACCCUGAUCUUCGGGGUGUGCCUGCUGGUGGCCGCCUUGGUCUGCUGGCGGGCCAAGAGGGAGCGGCAGCGCAAGAAGCAGCAAGAGGAGCCCGUCCCCUUGGAGCAAGGGGCCCUAUGAGCCGGACACCGAAGCAAAGCCCCGACAGGUAGACCCGAGUCUGGAGAGACCUCACCUUUUCCUUGUGGCCUGUGGCAAACUGAGUGGGAGCCAGGAAGGGGGCUUUGAAGGCACCCUGCAAUCUUCUGGAGCCGGACGAAAGUGGAACUGGGCAACUUUGCCCUGUUUUUAUUCAGUGCGACGAGCCACAAAACACGCUGCUCAGAGACUCGGCCUGCUCCAGGAAUGGUGAGUGACGAAUGGCGGGAGCCACGAGGCAGGAAUGAGUGGCUGGUUGUGCGUUGGACUGUUUCCCCAAAAGAGGUCCUAAUCCAAGCUCUGCGACCUUCUGAGCCAGCCGCACCGAGCGGCUUGUUGACAGAGCCUUCGGACCAAGUUGCUUUCAGGAGGAAGCAGCAGCAGAACUGGAGCAGAGGGAACGUUCUCCCUCCUUCAAGGAUGCUCUCUGCUCGUCCCCAUCCAGCUCCACAUGCCAUUGACUGAUCACAGAGGGACGAUGCGCGUAUGUGGACACACAUGCACACACGCACUCUGAAAAGACCACAGUCUCGCAGUGGCGGAACCGGCUAUAGCGAAGCAAACCCAAACCCCGAAGGUCUUGGUAGGCGAACGAUGGCAUUUGGACUUUUCAGCUGCUGUGUGAGAAGGAGAGUGACAUGAGAUUUCAGCCGGGGGCAGCAGGAAGGUCAAUCGCUACUGUCAGGAUUCGGGGGAUGACCAAAUAUGCCACCACACUGAGCAAGAUAAAGUGAAGGAAUAGUCUCGGUCUCGCCUGGGGAAGUCUGCGUCGGCCGCGAAGAGCCAAGCGAAGUUACGAGACCUCAUGAAACAUCCAGCUGAUGGGAACGGCUACAGCUUUCUCCUGUGGCAGUGGUGGCCGCAGGUUUGCCACUGAGAAGCACAGGGCGGUGCGGAGCAGGACAGCUCACCGAGGCUGCCCCUCAGCACAAGGUGCUGCACAGUGGAAAAGUUUCUAGUCUAGCGGCAAGGACUGAAUUCAAGCGUUCUAUACCUGUGGCGUGCCUUCGCGAGUGUGCACCGGCCUUCCAUGCUGUUUGUGAUGUGCCUCAGGUUGGUUGCACGAUGCGGUUGUGCAAGUCGUUGCCAACACACACACACAGAGAGAGAGAGAGAGAGAGAGAGAGAGAGAGAGAGGAAAUGUUUUGCAUUACAAAUAUAAAGGAAAUGCUUAGCAUUACAGAAAGGGGAACAAAACAAAAUGGUUGUCUGGCUUCAUCAUCUCUUGGAAUAUGAUAGUGCCCUGAGCAGAGCAGGAUGCAUUCUUCGUCCACACCACUCCCCUUAACUUGACCUCCCUGGCACAGUGUUUCCAGAUGGGGCGGCCCCAGCUCACGGCUGCGUCACCUGAGGGCUCAAGGAGGACUCCCAUCUCCCGGGACACUGAGUUCUCAGCCGGACUCCUGCAGGCCGGGGCGGCUCACUGUCAGAAAAGCAGCUGGCUUGCGACUCCUCGGCACCUGGAGACUCUCCACACAUGCGCUCGCUGCUGGAAAGAUGUGAAACUGGACGCUUUGGAACAAGCCUUGAAGCAGGGAGAGGGAGCAGCCAGGACAGGCGUGGGAGGAGGGUGGGACUGCGCUGGGAACGCAGGGUGUGCACAUCCAUCACGUUUCCUGGCUGUGCCGUUCGCUGAAUGCCUGCAGAGCUCCCCCCACCUGUGCCCCCGAGGGCUGAGCAUGCCUGGCCCAGAUGCAGCCUGUGUGGCGGAGCAAGCAUUUCACGAUGCAGGCGGAAGAGCGGGCAAGAAGGUGGCGACACGGCUGGUGGUAACUUCCUGCACCACUUUAGUCUGUUCUCCCGAGGGCCACUCGGUCCGUGGGCCUGUGCUACAACUGGGGUGCAGGGAAGAAGCCUCUUUGCUGCAAAGAGCUGGAUGCUCCCAGGUCGGGAGGCUUCAUGGAGGAGGCUGCUGGAUGGGUAGCAGACGCCCUCUGGCCAAAAGCAUUUGAACCAGAAGCGGGAUGCACUGGGGUGGUGCAGAGACUGGGGGAAUGGACUGGGACUUGUGCGAUCUCUGAUUCUAGUAACAAAUCUCCCCGGGUGACUUUGGGCCAAUCAUUGACUUCCAAGCAAACCUACUUUGCAGGGCGGUUGUGAAGAUAAAAUGGAAAGGACUAGUUAAACCGUCUUUGCAAGAGGAAAAUGCAGGAUAUAUAUUAUUAUAGUAUUUUCUGCCCUUCCUCCAAGGAUCGCCUAUAAUUGUCACAAACCCCCUGCAAAGUAGCUUAGAUGGGAAUAUGGUCCACAGGGAGUGAAAGAGGAGUCCUGCUAGAUCUAACUGGGGUCCAUCUAGUCCAGCGUUCUUCUCUCGAAAAGGCCAACCAGCCCCCAGGAAACCGAGCAGUAAGACAUGGUAGCAGCACACGCCCCCUUGUGGUGAUUUAAUGGAAACUUAAAGUUAUUUCCCCCUGCUCCCCACCUACAAUUCUUUAGCCACCACUGCACCCUACUAUAAUUUUCCAUAUUGUACUUGACAUCCGUGGCUGAGUUCUGACAACAUGGUAACCCACACUGAAGGACUGAGUAUGGGUUCCCAUUGAACUGUGGGCUGUUGUGGAAAGAUGGGUUCUCAGAUUCCCUCAGCCCAGCCGAGAUAACAAACCAUGGUGAACAACCAUGCUGACCAAACCAAAGUUGACAACCCAACAACAAACCAUGAGUUUCCGUCAUGGGUUGUUCAUGGCUAACAACCCAUAGCUUCUUAGUGCUUCUUACCUGGGUUCUGACAAUGCAAUGACCCACAGUUCGAAGCAACCAAUGCUCAAGCCAUUCCCAACUCUUGUGUAUAUGAGUAGUUGUGUUGUCUGAACUUAGCCUGCAUACAUACUUUCUAUGCAGUUGGUGUAGCUUUCUGUUUCUGACAACCAGAAACCCAGUUUUGCUUUCCUGCUUGAGGGAAAUUGUGAUCACCUUUCAGGAUCACUUGAUCCAAAUUGAGGAGAGCUGAUAAGAAUAGCAUAUAAUCACCUCAGGGUGGAUUUGCUUGGAGGCUCCUCUUCAAGGAUUUGGUUUCCCAUCUGAGGAAAGGCACCUAAAAAGGAAAGGUGCAUCUGAGAACCUGGAUGCACAGAGAUCACACAGGUGAAUCCAUUGGGUGCCGAGCUGCCCGAGCACCAUGCUACCCACGUGAAGCAGCUCGUGGACCAGGAGCAUAGUGCCCUGGGUCAUGGUGAAGGGCAGGAGAUGAUAGCUUUGAAUAAGUCAGUUAAGUGCUAAAGCGCUGCUCUUGAGUGCGCCGCAGGCUUUGUACACGCUGAAGCAGCAAGCUGGGUUGCCUGAUGCCGCAGCUGUGCUCUUGACGCAUCCUCUGUGAGGGAAGCACCCAGCGACCGGAGGUUCCUCAGAAGUGGGAAUGGCACCGGGGCGUGGGGAAGAGCGAAUGCCAUCCCUGUAAAAUCUGGGAUCAGUCCCUGGCACCUGCUUUUCCACUGGGGAGAGGCGGCCGAGGAUACCAGAGACCCCUUUCUGGCUGAGACCGGGCACUCCGGAGCAGAAAGAGGCAUGAGAGCGGGCAGAGGCGCUCGGUGACAGGAAGGGGCAUGGCUAGGAAGCCACAGUGCUUCUAGUGGGCAGAGGGGCUUUAUAAUAGGGAGGGGUGUUAGAAGCAGAGGAGCUGAGGUACUACUAGUAAGCAGAGGAACGGUAACAGCAGAAGAGCGUUCUGGCGGCACAGGGAUUCUGGCAGGAAAAAGCAUCGCUAGUACGUCGGGGUAUCACUAGUCCUUAUGAAAGCUAUAAAGCAGUCAGGGUUCUACUCGUAGGUAAAGGUAAUGCUUGCAAGGAUCUGGCUCACUCUUCUUACAAAGGCCCUUCCAGGAGUUGUGAAAGAGACGUCGACUCAGAGGAGGAGGGGUAGAAUCUGCCAGUUGAAAUGCUGAGCCAGGUGGUCACUGAGCAUGAGGCAGUUUCAAAUACUGUGGGAAAGUUUAGCGAGGAUGUUACUAUGGAGUGGGUGGGCCCCGAGUCCCUCAUCCCAGGAUGCAGCAUCCGCUUGAGAGGGUGGACCGACCGAGAAAACCCUGGUGUGCCAAGCGGCUGCCCCAGUCACAGGAGGGGUGUUCCGCGUGGCAUCAGUUCCUUCUCGCUGAGCUGCGUUUCCUUCAAGGCCGGUAUUCUUACUGUGCGUGUUUCCUUUGCUGUGGACUUCUGCAGUUCUCUCGCUUGGUACUUUAAAGCCAGCCUAGCUGGUCGGCUUUCACACAAUAAAGCCUUUCAAACAGAAA